Rhagoletis zephyria (snowberry fruit fly) is the source of this 987-nucleotide messenger RNA. Lineage: Eukaryota; Metazoa; Arthropoda; Insecta; Diptera; Tephritidae. The record is from RefSeq and is a predicted model, not a curated record.
AUGGACGAGUCGAUGGUCAAGGUGGAGAUGGAAAAUGACGACGACGAGGAUGAGAACAACGAAGAGGGCGACUACUCGGACAGCGACAACCUGGGAAAGCACUUUUUCGCCACCAGUGAGGGACCGAAGCGAAAGCGGCAGAGGAUGUUCGAAGAUAGAAGAGCUAGAGAUAAAGAAGAGGUGAAAGAAGAAAUUGAUGGCAGUGGCAUUGGAGGCCCCUCUGACCCCACAGAGAACAUGGAAGACCUCGAGGAGGAGUCCGAGUCGGUGAGCAACAACCACCAGAUUGACACCGUCGGACUGAAGUGCUGGUUCGGCGAGUGCCAGGCAAUGCUGGAGGACCGGGCGAAGCUCAAUCAGCACCUCUUCUUUGAGCACGAAAAGACGCUGCCCUACCAGUGUCGGGUGGUUGGCUGCGGCCGGCAGUUUGACGUCAGAAAGGACUUCUGGCAGCACAUCCGCAAUGGCCACGCCGACUACACCUGCUCCAUCUGUUCGAUCAAGUUCAACGGCUACUUUCCCUUCAUCACGCACGAGUUUCAGCAGCACGAGGAGGGCAUCUUCAGGUGCAGCCGCGUAGGCUGCGACUUUGUGGCCGCCAUUCGCGACCUGGUGUACAAGCACGCCAAGACGGAGCACGUCAAGUUCGUGUGCACCUUCGCCGGCUGCGACGCCACCUUUGAGUGCUACUCCUACCUGAAGCGACACCGGCGCAUUCACUCCCAAGUGAAGCCGUACUGCUGCAAGUGGCCCGGCUGCGGCUACAGCAGCACCCAGUGCGGCGCCGUCAUUCAGCACAUCAGGAUACGUCAUUUUCGGCUGCCCAGUUCGGUGAAGAAGCAGAGGGAGCUGAACAUUAUCGAUCAACGCAAUCCGAACGACUACCUGGAGCUGCCCAGUUCGGUGAAGAAGCAGAGGGAGCUGAACAUUAUCGAUCAACGCAAUCCGAACGACUACCUGGAGGUGAUCACCGAGCUGCUGAACUAG